This is a messenger RNA of Neolamprologus brichardi, 6020 nucleotides long. NCBI's taxonomy places the organism in Eukaryota, Metazoa, Chordata, Actinopteri, Cichliformes, Cichlidae. The record is from RefSeq and is a predicted model, not a curated record.
AUGGCCUAUCUGCUCCGUAGCAAGCCCUUGCACAGGGACCUGGAACCCUUUGAGGAUGGCUUUGCCAACGGUGAUGAACUUACACCAGCAGAGGAGGCCGCUGCUAAAGAAGCAGCUGAGUCAAAAGGAGUGGUCAAGUUUGGCUGGAUUAAGGGGGUGCUGGCCUUCAUCAAGGUCAACCCUGACCCUGAUGAAGGCCACAAGCUGAAACGCGUUGUUUCAGGUGGAGCAUAUUACCUGAUUUCAAGAAGUCUUGGCCCAGAGUUUGGAGGCUCUAUUGGUCUUAUCUUUGCCUUUGCCAAUGCAGUGGCUGUUGCCAUGUAUGUGGUGGGCUUUGCUGAGACUGUUGUGGAACUUCUGAUUGGUAUGGAUGCCGUCAUGACAGAUGAAGUCAACGAUAUCAGAAUAAUUGGCACCAUUACAAUAAUCAUUCUUCUGGGCAUCUCUGUAGCAGGAAUGGAGUGGGAGGCCAAGGCCCAGAUCUUCUUACUCGUCGUCCUUGUCACAGCCAUCUUUAACUAUUUCAUUGGAAGCUUCAUUCCUAUGAAAUCAAAGGAAGCUAAGGGAUUCUUGGGCUAUGAUGCUUCAAUAAUGUGGGAGAACAUGGGUCCAGACUUCCGAGGAGAAACGUUCUUCUCUGUGUUUGCCAUCUUUUUCCCCGCCGCCACUGGUAUUCUGGCUGGAGCCAACAUUUCAGGAGACCUUGCUUCUGGUUUUGGGCCCAUCAUCACUGCUGGCAUCUUCUCUGCCACUCUAUCCUCAGCACUGGCCUCUUUAGUUAGUGCGCCUAAAGUUUUUCAGGCUUUGUGUAAGGACAACAUCUAUCCUGGCCUGCAAAUGUUUGCCAAAGGCUACGGCAAGAACAAUGAACCCCUACGAGGAUACAUCCUGACCUUCGGUAUCGGUCUGGCCUUUAUCCUCAUUGCUGAGCUGAACACUAUUGCACCCAUUAUCUCCAACUUUUUCUUGGCAUCAUAUGCCUUGAUCAACUUCUCCGUGUUCCAUGCAUCACUGGCUAACUCACCAGGCUGGAGACCUAGCUUCAAAUACUACAACAUGUGGGUUUCCCUUGCUGGAGCCAUUCUCUGCUGUGGGGUGAUGUUUGUCAUCAACUGGGCAGCUGCCCUUCUUACAAAUGUCAUUGUUAUGGCUCUGUAUAUCUAUGUCAGUCACAAGAAGCCAGAUGUGAACUGGGGCUCAUCGACCCAGGCUUUGACCUACCACCAGGCCCUGACCCACACUCUGCACCUUAGUGGAGUGGAGGACCACAUCAAGAAUUUCAGACCCCAGUGUUUGGUGAUGACUGGUUAUCCCAACUCUCGUCCUGCCCUUCUGGAUCUGGUCCACAGUUUCACCAAGAAUGUAGGCAUGAUGAUCUGCGGCCAUAUUCGCACGUGUUUGGUGAUGACUGGUUAUCCCAACUCUCGUCCUGCCCUUCUGGAUCUGGUCCACAGUUUCACCAAGAAUGUAGGCAUGAUGAUCUGCGGCCAUAUUCGCACGGCUGCUGGUCUUGGCCGCCUCAAGCCAAACACCCUUGUUCUGGGCUUCAAGAAUGACUGGAGGGAUGGGGACAUGAUGAAUGUGGAGACUUACAUCAGCAUGAUCCACUCCUUAGACUACGAUGAGUUUAACGAUGAGUCGCUGUCCUCGCAGGAAAAGCCAUCAGGGAUGAAAGACGUGAUCGUGUCCAUAGACACCAGCAAAGACUCUGAUGCAGAUUCCUCUAAGCCAUCCUCUAAGGCCACCAGCCUCCAGAACAGCCCAGCAGUCCAGAAAGAUGAUGAAGACGAUGGCAAAGCUACAACUCAGCCCCUGUUGAAAAAAGACAAGAAGAGCCCGACACUACCUCUGAAUGUGUCCGACCAGAGGCUGCUAGAGGCCAGCCAACAGUUCCAGAAGAAACAGGGGAAGGGCACAGUGGAUGUCUGGUGGCUGUUUGAUGAUGGAGGUCUGACUCUGCUGAUCCCCUACCUUCUUACCAAUAAGAAGCGGUGGAAGGAAUGUAAGAUCCGUGUUUUCAUUGGAGGCAAGAUCAACAGGAUUGAUCACGACCGCAGAGCGAUGGCUACUCUGCUGAGCAAGUUCAGGAUAGACUUUUCGGACAUUACUGUCCUUGGAGACAUCAACACCAAGCCCAAGAAGGAACACAUGGCAGCCUUCGAGGAGAUGAUUGAGCCUUAUCGGCUGAAAGAAGAUGAUAUGGAGCAGGAGGCAGCUGAGAGGCUGAAGAACAGCGAACCAUGGAGGAUCACUGACAACGAGCUGGAGCUAUAUCGUGCCAAGACCCAACGUCAGAUCAGACUCAACGAGCUGCUGAAGGAACACUCAAGCACAGCCAACCUCAUUGUUAUAAGCCUCCCAUUAGCCAGGAAGGGUGCUGUGUCCAGUGCUCUCUACAUGGCCUGGCUGGAGGCAUUGUCCAAGGAUCUGCCUCCCAUCCUUCUGGUGCGUGGCAACCACCAGAGUGUCCUCACCUUCUACUCUUAAAGGGGAAAAGCCGGUGAUUUAAGUCACAGCUAAAGUCUAAAGGUCCACCACAUACACUCCUGAGAUAGCAGAAUACAAGCCAGUGAUGGAAACAGUGCUGAGUAAUAUGAAUCCAAUGAAAGUGCUAUUUUUUUUGUGUAAAAGUGCUACAUGUUUUGUGAUGGAGGAAUUUUAUGUUGGGGGUGGGUGCUGGUUGUAAAGUUGCCCACUCUUUUUCCUUUCUUUCUUUUUAUUCCAAGAUGUCUCGGUUAUUCUCUCGUUGUUCUAGUUCCUUCUGAUUUCCUCAUUAAAGUGUCAUUUUUUUGUUCAAGUUGAUUUCUCUCAGGCUCUCUAAAGCAGGCGUGCACAAUAUAGAUGUGUUCAUGAUGUGGAAUAUAUUGAUGUCAUACAUUUUAAGUUUAUCAGACCAGAUGUUGUUUGCUCCAGCAAUAAUCACCCUGUCAUGUUUUUUUCAAGUUGGGGAAAAUGCUUUGCAACACCUUCUAAAGCCUUAAGGAUGUGCCUUCCAGUCGAAUCGGAUGAAACGGAAUUAGAAUCUCUAUUCAGAUUGACAAUUUUAACAGAAUUUCCUUCUUAGCCGUGCGGGUGGAUUUAAAGUAGAAUUUUAUAAAGAGUGUCAAUUUGAACACUCUUACAGUUUUGACCUUAAUCAGCAUAUUUAUUUGGGGCUUUGAUUUUUAUAUUUUUCACUUUUGAGUCUUCCUUUGUAAAAGUUGCUGAAUACUCAUCACAACAAGAUCCUUGAUCUUUUAGACACAGUUUGUAGGGGAGGGGUACAUGUGGGCAUAGACUUAAAGUCUCUGUCAGAAAAAAUGUGAGGCUGGGUUUUUCUUUAGCCUUUUCAGGUGGAUAAAAUCUCUCCCUAGUAGCUGCCGAUUAUCAGCUUUCUUUGGUUCUGUGGCCACAUGUAUUGUUGUUUCGCUGUAAAGAAACUCUUCUACCCUUAAGAUGCUAGUCCAAACCUUGCCUUAAUGCUAGAACUAUACUAUACUGUCACGAUUGUCAUAAGUUCUCGCUCCCUCUUAAGCCAUGUUGGCUGGAGGGUUUGUGUGUAAAUGCAGAUAUUCAUCCAUUAUUAAGUCUCAGCACAUAUGCAUCUUAAUCUGCAUUAGUCAUUUAGCCUCACUUCAUUUAGUGUGCACUUGUGGCACAUCCCUGUCUUUUAGCUUAAUUAUUACUAUUGAUUUUAGGGGUGACGUGGCAUCACAAAAAGAAAGCCAUACAUAGACAUUUUCCAGUUGUAGUGUACUGUAGAGGUCACAUGUAUCCCCUGUUCUACUGUGACUGUAGAGAAUAUUGAUUAACUAGCUUCAAUAUGCAAUAGUACAGCUGUUACUUUGGGGAGUGGUCACAGGUGUCAUCACAGAGAAAAAUAACCCUGAGCCUAAAAUCAAUUCAUAAAACUCAUUGUAUUUGAGUUUUGUGGGGAAAAUGGACAGUAAAGUGAAAGUAACCCGUUAGCUUUUGUUAAGAUUGCAAAUGUUGUUAUUAAAACAGCUGAGCAUAAACGGGUUGGUUGGAGUGGUUCUAGCGUAGAUGUUUAUUUUAAGUGCAUUGCCCUAAAAUUAGUCAUGAUAUUUUGAAGCCUCUGCAUUGUGUUGUUAAAUACAGCAGAGAUGCACAAGUCAUUGUGGGUGGUCUCGUUAUUUUGGAUUAAACAGCAUGGACUUUGGCUCAUUAUGAUUAUGGGUGAGAAACUACUACAAAGCAAAUUAAACUUUACUAUAUGCAAUUUAAAAGAAGAAUGUGAGAGUGCUUAGGUUAGUUGAAUGUACACUACACUAGUAGUACCUUUUGGUUUCCAUUGUCAUAUGUAUCAUAUGUUUCCUGCAUAUACUGCAGUUAGCACAAUAGUGUUCUGUCUGUCGGCUUCAUUGUGCUAUUAGCGUUCAUGCAGCACCAUUGCCCACCACUCUGUUGUUCACAUGGAUUAUCACUACGUUAAUAAUUCGUGUGUGUAAUGUUUGCAGGGACUGUUGAAAGGAUUCAGUACAAACCUAUUAUAUAGAUCUAUACUCUUGCUCACCAGAGUGCUAAAUGUAGCUGGAAUAAGUUUUAGUUAUGUGAAAGUGUGGGCUUGGAACGCACUGUUAGAUCAUUUCGAAGGCAGUCCUACAUUGUAACAGCCUCAAAUACCAAAAUUCAUCCACACCACAGCUGGUGUUCAUGCAGCUGACACUGCUUUUCAAAAUAAAAGACAAAAUGUAUCUAAAAUUUGGUAUUCCUGCAGCUGAGUGCAUCCCUGUGCACUGUAACUUAAACAGUGAAACUAAAUUAUGCUUAACUCAAACUAUGAAGUAUGACUGAAUAUUUCUGUAUUAGAGCAAAUGUAAAUGGAUUUAUUGAAGACUAACUGCUACGCAAUACAAUUGGUGAAACAAACUGCAGUUUUUGUUUUGUUUUGGUCUUUUUUGUUUGUUUUUUGCAGUGCAUUUUGGGCAAUAUAAAUCUGAGAUUAUCAAUGUGGGCUGAGAUGGGGAUUUGGGGGCACUAUUGUGUACUAUAACAAAAUAAAGGAGUGUAUCUUUCAGAUCUCUGUUCGUUGUUGUGUUGUGAGGCAUUCACUCUUGUUCUCUUGUUGGUACAGAACAACAUUAUUACAAACAAGAACACGGGUUAAACCAUUUGUAUAUUUAAAAAAAUUAUAUUUGCUUAUCUAUCUAUCUAUAUCUGUAUCUAUCUGUAAUUAUACACACACAGUUAUAUACAUACAUACAUACAUACAUACAUACAUACAUACAAAAUAUAAAAAAUCACAACACUCAUGUAUCAAUUAGAGGGGUUCUUUUUCAUGUCACAUUAAACGAAACAAAAAUACCUCCUAAUAACGUUUUCCAGCCAGCUAAUGGUGUUUGGGUGUUUCCCUCAUUUGUCUCGAUAGAGAUUAACAUCUGUCUGACAAAAUUACUGCAUUGUCCUCAACAAAUCAAAUCAUAUGUACGUGUAAGUCGAGGCAUUAUUUGAGUUCUCCUAAUUAUUGUUUGUAUUCUUUGCCAUAUUCCCUGUUCCUCCUAUAGCAGGCAUGUUGUUCCAUGAGGGUGGAUUCUAAUAUUUCAAAAAUGAUAAAAUGGCCCUAAAAUCUAUUGGUGGUUGACAUCACUAAGUUUAUAGUCAGUAUAAACUAACAUGUAAAUAAACUUAAUAGUAUAUACACAUGGAACAUGUUGGAAGGGUAUUUAUUUUAGUUCAGACUUUUUUUUUUCCUCUUUUAAUAUUUGGAGUUUUGGUUGUAAUUUGAUUUGCAUGUCAAUGGUUUUUUCUUUUGCAGUUUGUUUCCUUUUGAUUUUAGCAAAUUGUCUUUCUCCUUGAGUCUGUAUCUGUAGCCUUUCAAUGAAGAAAAAGAUAUGAUGACAAGCGGCUCAAACCAGUUUUCUCCUGCUUUAACUCAAACGUGUAAGGCCCAGCUGGUUGAAGCAGGAAUGUUUUGAUACUGUUAACAGUCACAGAUAUGCUUUUUCUAACAUUUUAACAUGUAUGAUUACCAGUACUUUGUACAUCUUUAUUGCAAUAAAUAAACCAAAUGAAACCAUUAA